UAGUUAGGAAUGUGAUUAAUAGAAAGAAUGAGAAUCAUUUACUACUCACAGCUGAUCGAAACGACGAAGAUUCCAAUUAUUAGAAAAUGAGAUGGAGACGUACAUAAGAGGAAUUAAGUAUAGUGCAUUUUAGCAUAUAAUUAACCGAAGUAUUUUCACAUGAAAUAUUCAAAAUUUGCCUUAGUAAUUAGCAAUGCCUAUCUCUCUUACUCUCUAUCUAUAUAAACUCACACACACCCACUCACAUAUAUCUCCUAUCAUUCAUCGUCUCUCUCUGUAUUUCUCAGAACUAAAAUCUCUCUAUAUGACAAAAAUUCCCAACAUGACGACACUCAACCAGCUGUUUGAUCUGCCGGGGCAGGUUUGCCAUGUCCAGUGUGGUUUUUGCACCACUAUUUUGCUGGUGAGUGUACCGUUCACGAGCCUGUCAAUGGUGGUGACUGUGAGAUGUGGGCAUUGCACAAGCCUUCUCUCUGUUAAUUUGAUGAAGGCUUCCUUCAUUCCUCUUCAUCUCCUCACGUCUCUCUCUCAUAUGGAUGAGAAGGGGAACGAGGAGGUUGCAGCUACAACAGAUGGUGGUGUGGAAGAAGAAGCGUGGAAGGUGAAUCAGGAGAAGGAGAACAGUCCAGCGACUUUGGUUACAUCUUCAGACAGUGAAGAUGAAGAUAGAGAUGUUUCUCGUGUUUACCAAGUUGUCAACAAACCACCUGAGAAACGACAACGAGCUCCUUCCGCUUACAAUUGCUUCAUCAAGGAAGAGAUCAGGAGGUUAAAGGCUCAGAAUCCAAGCAUGGCUCACAAAGAAGCUUUCAGCUUAGCUGCCAAAAAUUGGGCCAAUUUCCCUCCAGUGCAAAACAGGAGAGCUGCCUCGGAUCAAUGUUUUUGCGAAGAUGACAACAAUGCACUACUAUCAUGCAACGCUCUCGGGGACCAUGACGAGAGCAAUAAUGGAUUCCGAGAGAGAAAGGCCCAAAGGCAUUCCAUUUGGGGAAAAUCUCCAUUUGAUUAAUAACAAUUUGGCAAAUGAAAUGUGAUGGUGACUAUCUUCUUCUAUCUAGGGUUUGAUUUUGUUGUUUUUAAGGUUCUUGUUGUUGGAGAGAGAAGGGAGGGUAAGGAUCUGAAACUUACGUAAGCUUUGGGUAUUCGAGGAGAGUCUUACGAAUGAUCAGCGAGAUCAGUAUUUUUGUACUUCUUAGCUUUGAACUUAAUUUAAAGAGACACUGACUCUAUAUCAAAUCCUACUUUUGCAUU
Molecule: messenger RNA, 1251 nt
Organism: Brassica napus (rape)
Lineage: Eukaryota; Viridiplantae; Streptophyta; Magnoliopsida; Brassicales; Brassicaceae
Product: axial regulator YABBY 4
Exons: 7
Coding region: 194-1009 (271 amino acids)
Biological process (GO): cell fate commitment; polarity specification of adaxial/abaxial axis; multicellular organism development
Cellular component (GO): nucleus
Source: RefSeq, a predicted model, not a curated record